AUGAAGUUCGUCGCUCUUAUUUCAGGGGGCAAAGACUCAUUCUUUAAUAUAUAUCAUUGCCUUUCAAGGGGUCACGAAUUAGUGGCACUAGCGAAUUUAUAUCCUAGGCAAGCUGACACUGAUGAGAUCGAUUCUUACAUGUUCCAGACAGUGGGGCACGACAUUGUUGAGCUUUACGAACAGUGCUUGAAUGUACCUUUGUAUCGAGAGCAGAUUAAAGGCACAUCUUCAAAUCAAAACCUUGAGUAUUCUGUCACGCAGGAGGAUGAAAUUGAAGACUUGUAUAGACUCCUAUGUCGUGUAAAGUUGGAACAUCCAGAUAUAAAAGGAGUUAGUUGCGGAGCGAUACUAUCUCAUUAUCAACGUACGAGGGUAGAGAAUGUGUGCGGGAGGUUACUGCUCACUUCCCUUUCAUACUUGUGGCAAAGAGACCAGCUAGAAUUGCUACAAGAGAUGUGUGACAACAAUUUGGAUGCAAGAUUGAUCAAAGUUGCAGCAAUUGGUCUUGAACCCGAUAGCUUAGGUAAAUCUUUGUCUGAAAUGCUUCCAACUCUAAUAACACUCAAUUCCACAUACGAUGUACAUAUAUGUGGUGAAGGUGGCGAAUUUGAAACAAUCGUCCUCGACGCGCCUUAUUUUAAAAAGAGAUUGGAACUUGUGGACAGCCAGAUAUCUCAAGAUGGUGACGUGGCUUAUCUUAAGGUGAAAGCUAAGGUAAUAGAUAAAGAGAAUGUAUCAUUUAAAUUACUGGACCCACCACCAAAUGUUCUCGAUGCUGACUUCACAGAUAUAUACUCUUGUCUCGCUAGUACAUCUACUUCCAAUGAGUCCACUAAUAUUACCUUCAAUAAAAUAGAUACUCUGCCAUCUAUCACUUCUACAAAGACUAAGCUAUAUGUUUCUAAUUUGACAAGUCAAAAGUCUACAAUUGAAGAGCAAACUACAGAUAUUUUUCACGAACUUACGGCUAUUUUACAAAAAUACAAUUCGUCAUUAGACAACAUUCAGCAUGUCACUUUGUUGCUUUCGGAUAUACUAAAUUUUGAAAAAAUAAACGGUAUAUACGAGCAAGCGUUUAAAAAAUACUUUCUCCCACCAUCUAGAAUAUGCGUGGAAACUAGUUUAUCUACAUUGGUUCACUUUUCGUGCAUCGUAUUAAAACACCAGGGCAUCAAGAAGGGACUUCACGUUCAAUCAAGAUCUUACUGGGCGCCUCAGAACAUCGGUCCAUACUCUCAGAGUGUCAUAGAAGAACUGUCAACUUAUAAAAUUGGUACCUUGUCGGGCCAAAUACCAUUAAUUCCGUCAACUAUGGAAUUGAGUCGUGGAAAUAUCCGAUUCAAUUCGGUUUUAUCAUUACAGCAUUUAUUCAAGGUAAAAAGUCUAAUCAAUUUAAGAAACUACGCUUUUGUUAUAGCUUUCAUUACCAAUAAAGAAAAUCUUUCAACUGUUUGCAAAACCUGGGAACUCGCUCAAUUGAAUGGCAAACAAUUGCUCAUCGUUCAAGUGCAAGCACUUCCCAAGAAGGCAGACGUAGAAUGGGGAGGUAUAUGUUAUGAGAACAUUAUUGAUAUGUACGAUGAUGAGUCACUUGUGAAUCAAUUGAGCGAUCAACAGGCUGAUAUUAUAAGAUCUUUCGAACAACACUACUCAACCGUCAUCGGUAAGGGAGCUUUGCAUAUUGUAGUCUUAUUUACCAAUGACUUUGAGAAAAUUAAGAGAGUCCUGGAAAACAAUACAGAUUCGAUACAGUUAUUCACAAAUCAUUCAAAAAAGUAUCACAACUGCGAAGUUGUGCCUGUCUUGCAUACUUUUAAUUUCGAAGGAAUCCAAUUCAAGUAUGGAGUAAUAUGGAAAAUAGAGAUAAAUAAUUAA
This is a messenger RNA of Priceomyces carsonii, 1875 nucleotides long. RefSeq names its product diphthine--ammonia ligase. NCBI's taxonomy places the organism in Eukaryota, Fungi, Ascomycota, Pichiomycetes, Serinales, Debaryomycetaceae. Gene Ontology annotation, molecular function: diphthine-ammonia ligase activity. The record is from RefSeq and is a predicted model, not a curated record. Bases 1 to 1875 code for a protein of 624 amino acids. Gene Ontology annotation, biological process: protein histidyl modification to diphthamide. The transcript has a single exon.